Molecule: messenger RNA, 1258 nt
Organism: Saccostrea cuccullata (small rock oyster)
Lineage: Eukaryota; Metazoa; Mollusca; Bivalvia; Ostreida; Ostreidae
Product: protein LSM12-like
Exons: 5
Coding region: 21-605 (194 amino acids)
Source: RefSeq, a predicted model, not a curated record
GAGACUGGCGUCUUGAGAAAAUGAAGAUAGAUAUGGCUGCCCAAGAUGGGGAAUAUUUUAAUAUCGGAAGUAUUGUCUCCUGUACGACGUGUUACAACCAGAAAAUUCAAGGCGAAGUGUUAGCUUUCGACGAAGGAACCAAAAUGCUUGCAAUCAAAUCUCCAGCAGCCAGUGGUAAGCGAGAUGUUCAUGAUAUAAAGAUGGUAAAUUUGUCCUUUGUUAGCCACAUCAAGGUGACAAAAGAAUGUAACGACCCCCCACCCCCACUCACUAGCAUCAGUAUACAAAAGAUACAAAGUAGAUUACGACAGAAUUUGGAAGAGAAGAAGAGACAGGUGAACUACAUAGGCAUUGGUGUUACCCCAGAGGGACAGAGGGCAUUCAACUCCAUCAUCAAAACGUUAAGUGAUGUAAAGUGGAACGGCAAAGACAUUGUUGUGAUGGACGACGUCAGAAUUUCUCCACCAUAUGGACCAGAGAACUGUAGCGGAAAGGAGGGGCAUCUCCUUAAUCAUGUCAAAAAAAUACUAAACAAACACCACAGUGAAGAAAAUCAGAAAUCAGACCCGAGGAAAUCGGCAUCCCCGGUGUCCAGUACAUCAUGAACAAAAACAAAGUUUUAAACGGGAGACUCCAUUAACCAUACAAAAGAAAGAAAAAGAGGAAAACUAAAAUAUCAGAACUUUUAAAAUUUUAAUGUGUUGCAAAAUGCAAAAUUUACAUUAACAUGCUGAGUGUUAAUUUUGAUAGGAUGUGCAGGGUGUUUUUUUUGUUUUUUUUGAAGACGAAAAAUAUGAGAGGUCAAUGAAGCAUGUCCAUUAUUUUUUGUUCAUACAAAUAAAAGAAAGUUUUAUGAAGAAGAAAAACAUUUGAUAUAAUAUUAAGAUUCUAGACGAUAAAGAAUGCUGUGAACAAUUAAAUGUUAAAUUUAUUAAACUGAAAGUUGUAUAUUUUGAACUCUUUAUUUAGGCAACCAUAUGAAUUUAAGUUUGACAUAACAAAUUUUAAUCAUGUUUAAAAUUUUGAUGCAGUUUGUUUUAAACAAGUCUCUUUGAAAUGCUGUGCAAUUCCAGAAUUGCUUGGUGUUAUUUAUAUUUAGAACUAUCAUUGUUAUGCCAUUUGUAAUUCAAAAAAAUUGAAUGGAAUUAUGUGUAAGAAAAAUGGGGAUACAUAAAUUGUUAGGGGGGUGCUAUUUAUUAAACUGAUGAACGAAAAGUUGUGUUUUUUUAACGAAAGAAUAAAUUGAUUAUUGCUGGAA